This is a messenger RNA of Dimorphilus gyrociliatus, 931 nucleotides long. The record is from the annotation of a GenBank genome assembly. NCBI's taxonomy places the organism in Eukaryota, Metazoa, Annelida, Polychaeta, Dinophilidae.
CAUGCUUGACAUGGAUGCAUGGAAAUCCAGUGAUGGGAGACUCACCUUUAACAUCACAGAGGCUAUCUCCUGCUCUACUAACAACAUUAUUUUUUUGGCAAAUUGUCAAAAAUGUGGCAUGUCCACUAUAACCAGUAGCAAGGUCAACUUAAUGGAAAAAUGGAGGAGUUGGACAUCAAAACUCAGCCAGUCAAAAACAAAGGGUCUGGGUGACCUUGUCUACCAUAUGAAGGAUUGUGGCCCUGGUAACCUCCUGAUACUCCCAUGCAUGACCUUUGAUGAGGCCAAGGAGGCCAACAGAAUUACCAAAUUCUGCAGAAGCAUUCUCAGCAGUAAUUAUAAGGAACUCAACAACAUCAUCAAGAACAACAAAGACAUAAAAAUAGAAAAUAAAUAUGGUGAUUGUCUUUUAAGAAAAGUUGAGGUGAGUGUAAACAACCUAAACAUUAACCUUACAGAAAAUCUUGAGGUUGACCUACCCAACCUGUAUGAUGGUGGCCCUCACUACUCCAUCUUAACAAACACCACCAAUAAAGUUAUUAUGAUUGAUGAGAGGAUGGUAAAUGACCUUAGAAUGCAGGUUAUCCAACAACAAAAGGAGAUUGAAAAUCAGAGGAAAAUCAUUGAGCAACAAAGAGAGGAAAUGGGAAAACUAAAACUAAACAACAACAUAUUCACUUGGAAUAUAAAAGAAGCAGGUACACUUGUCUUCACACCCAACUCUCAAACACAGAGAAAUAACAACAUCACCCUAGUAAAUCAGAACAACUCAGAGGAUACUACUGAUACCAGUGAUGAAGAAGUGGAAUUUAUGCAAAUGCAUAGUCCCAAGACCUUCCAACCUACAAAAAGAACAUCUGACUUUAACCUUUUUGAGAAUGAAGAGGUCAGCCCACCUAAAAAACAUUCACUAAAAACCAAUAGUAACUAA